This is a messenger RNA of Rubroshorea leprosula, 2320 nucleotides long. The record is from the annotation of a GenBank genome assembly. Lineage: Eukaryota; Viridiplantae; Streptophyta; Magnoliopsida; Malvales; Dipterocarpaceae.
CGCGAAGAGAGGGGGGAGUGGGGUGCUUCUGCUUUUGCGUGGUGUUUGCAUACGGCGCCAUCUUACGCCAAGAUGCGCGUUUUCCUUUUUGGCAAUCCUAUUUCAUUCACCCUCUCACCUAAAUAUACUCUGUUCCUUUUCUCUGCUUUAAAUAAUUCACUACAACAUUCCAUUUCUCCACCUGCUUUUGUUUGGAUAUGAAUGUAUAGAGCUUUGUUUUGUGAUUGCUGAUUCUUCCAGCGAUGUGGGUAUUGUUGGUUUAGUUCACGGUGAUCGAGAAACUGAACUCUGUUCUGUUGUUUUAAAUUUUAACUCACUGGGAGGCAUUGAAAUUUGGAGUUCAUGGGCGUGUAAUGGAAUGCUGCUGGUUUUUGUGAAGAUUUAAGAGAGCAUUGAAAAAAGAUGAGUAGCAGAGUCAGAACUGUGAAGGCUCAGAGGAAGCAUGAAAAAGUGAAGGCAGAUAUGCAGGGGAACAAGGCAGUGGUUGCUGCAAAAGGGAUCAAGAAUCGACGAGCCUCAACCAAAGAGAGAAAAAUGGCUUUGCAACAAGAUGUUGAUAAACUGAAGAAGAAGCUUAGAAAUGAGGAGAACAUUCAUAGAGCUUUGGAGAGAGCAUUUACCAGACCUUUGGGAGCUCUACCUCGUCUUCCUCCUUACCUUCCUCCUCUUACACUGGAGCUUCUAGCAGAAGUAGCAGUAUUGGAAGAGGAGGUUGUUCGUCUUGAAGAACAGAUUGUGCAUUUUAGACAGGACUUGUAUCAGGAGGCUGUCUACAUUUCGUCCUCAAAGAGAAACAUGGAGAAUUCUGCCGAUUUGGACGAUCCUUGCCCUGAUAAGAAUCCCAAACCUGAGCAAUCCAAGGUUACGGAUCGAAAUGUAUCCGUGACAAGGCAUUUGCGGCGCCUCUUUGGCGAUGACAAGCGAGAAAAGGAGAAUCACUCUUGUACUAAUUCAACAAAGGGCAAUAAAGGAUCCUCAUUACAUAAAGCACAGCCAGUAAGAAGUUCAGUAAAGAGAAUGGACUAUAAACCAACAGAGAAGCGUUUAGAUCAGCAAAAGUUACAGACAGAAUGUCAAGGAAGAGAACAGAAUAAUGCAGAUGCAGGAAAUGUUGGCACUCAAGCUGAGCAAUUAUCAGGAGAUGAUGGUCCAAACAAAGUUUCUGAGGACAUUGUAAAAUGCUUGUCAAGCAUUCUCUUAAGAAUGAGCUCAACAAAAUGCCGGACAAGUGCAGAAAGUUUUCCAACACUCUCAAUGUUAGGGUCUCAAGAAAGAAGUAAAGAUUCAGAGUUUCUUGAUCCUUACAGUAUUUGUUCAGAAUUUGGAGGGAGAGAUAUUGGUCCAUAUAAGCAUUUGUUUGCCAUUGAUGCUAGCUCAAUCAAUCUAAAUCGAACUUCAAAUUCCUUAUUUCUGCUGCACAGGUUGAAACGUCUCCUUGGAAGACUUCCCUCUAUAAACUUGAAGAACCUCUCCCAUCAGGAGAAGCUUGCAUUCUGGAUAAACAUCUAUAAUUCCUGCAUGAUGAAUGCAUUCUUAGAAAAUGGAGUACCAGAGAGUCCAGAGAUGGUUGUUGCAUUAAUGCAAAAGGCAACCAUAAAUGUGGGAGGACAUUUGCUAAAUGCAAUCACCAUUGAACAUUUCAUUCUUAGAUUGCCUUACCAUUCAAAAUAUACAUUUUCAAAAGGUGCCAAAAAUGAUGAAAUGACAACAAGGAGUAUGUUUGGCUUGGAGUUAUCUGAACCGUUGGUAACAUUUGCCCUUGCAUGUGGAAGCUGGUCUUCCCCUGCUGUGAGGGUGUACACAGCUUCUCAAGUAGAGAACGAAUUGGAAGCGGCAAAAAGAGAGUACUUACAGGCAGCAGUAGGAAUUUCAUCAAGGAAGUUUGACAUCCCCAAGCUAUUGGACUGGUACUUACUAGACUUUGCAAAGGACUUGGAUUCGUUGCUCGAUUGGAUUUGCCUUCAAUUGCCUAGUGAGCUAGGAAAAGAAGCAAUUAAGUGCCUGGAAAGAGCAAAAAGUGAGUCUAUCUCAAACUUUGUCCAAAUUAUGCCAUAUGAGUUUAGUUUUAGGUACCUAUUCUACAUAUGAAUAGCAUUAGCUUCAUUAUAGAAUUUUGUUGAAAUGGUUUAGGGGUGUCAAGUAAUGGUUUUUGUACACAGCAACAGAGUAAAUAUCAAAGUCAUAAGCAAUCUAAGAUCUGCACCACCUGAUCUUUGUUGCAAGUAGCUGUUAUGAGAAUGUUCAUCAACAGUUUAUGCAUGUAAUUAAUAAAUACGAUUUGGAAUGGUAAGGGUUAUACAAAAAAAUUGAAAAUUGAUUU